AUGCAUCGCCACAGACGCGUCCGUCUCAAUGCCCUCAAACCCCUCCUCCGAGCUUAUGCCCUGGGAUAUCUCACCGUGACCGCGCCCAGGCUCUUGGGCCUCUUGAGGAUCCUUCGACGCGACCGUCUGGCAUCAAGAGAGGCUCUGGCUCUCCUCCGCAAGAUUCUUGUAACAUCCGCCCAGUUUAAUCGCUUCCCGACAGCCGCCGCCAUCAUCAUUGGUGGAGCAACUGCCCUCCCCAACCUGGUCCAGACCAUUCUUCUAUCCCUCCUUUCAGCACCUGGCAGGGGAGCAUCCGCACGCCUGAGCAGGAACCUCGCGGCAUGCAUCAAUUUCCUGUGUUCCUUUUGGUCAGCAUGGCUGGCGUUUACCUUGCUCAACCGUGAUGAAACUUGGGUUCGAAGGCGUGCGAUAUCUCGAUCCGUACCCACUGCCAAUGCCAGUGAUCAGCACACUUUAAAUCUGCAACAACCGCUCCCGCCGUCCUAUCAUCCUAAAUAUGCUGGCAAAACCAUUGAUUUUACAGCAUUCGCCUUCUGCCGAGCGCUAGAUGUCAUGGUGAUAACUGUUUGGACGAGAACGAGAACGAGUCCAUGGCUUCCAGAACAGCGAUACCCGCGACUUUCAAACUUCAUCCGCAAGAUUGCGGAUCCGUCAGUGUUUGCAGGUUCCGCUGCAGUCAUCAUGUGGUCAUGGUUUUAUUCGCCUGAACGACUCCCCCGCGCCUAUAAUCACUGGAUCUCAAAAGCCGCUGAGAUAGACCCUCGUCUGAUUCAAGCACUGCGCUUAGCUCGACAAGGCAAUUUCGUCUACGGCGAGGAUACAGCCCAAACACCGCUUCUGACCGGCCUUUGCCGGGAGCUGGGGCUGCCUGACGAAUUCGCCGACCCCUCCAAGACCAUCCCGAUACCCUGUGAGCUGUAUCACUGUGGAACGGGCAAAAGUUGUGAAGUGCAUGCGCUUUCCCGGUUUUGGAGAAGUUGGAGAUUCGCCAUGGGGAUAUACAUGCCUCUCCAACUGCUGACACUCGUGCGUUCACCGAAACCCAAGUCGGUUUGGACGAUUCUUCAUGCUGCAGCAAGGUCCUCAUCCUUCUUGGCUGGCUUUGUCGCUUCCUUUUAUUACGCUGUUUGCCUCGCGCGGACUCGCCUUGGCCCUUGGAUCUUUUCGUACAAGACAGUAACGCCCCAGAUGUGGGAUUCGGGACUCUGUAUCCUGGCAGGCUGCCUUGCCUGUGGCUGGUCCGUCCUCCUGGAGAAGCCAAGUCGACGACAGGAAAUUGCAUUCUUCGUGGCGCCGAGAGCGUUGGCAACGAUUCUUCCUCGCGUUUAUGAUAGCCAAUACCGUCAUAAAGAACAAGUAGUUUUUGCUACAAGUGUCGCAAUGGUUUUAACGACUUUGAACUCUGGCAAUGAGCAGAAUGUUCGAGGAGUGCUUGCCAGAAUUCUGACUAGCAUUUUGAAAGACUGA
Cladophialophora psammophila CBS 110553 is the source of this 1470-nucleotide messenger RNA. RefSeq lists its product as uncharacterized. The record is from RefSeq and is a predicted model, not a curated record. The coding region runs from base 1 to 1470 and encodes 489 amino acids. Lineage: Eukaryota; Fungi; Ascomycota; Eurotiomycetes; Chaetothyriales; Herpotrichiellaceae. The transcript has a single exon.